Molecule: messenger RNA, 1371 nt
Organism: Brienomyrus brachyistius
Lineage: Eukaryota; Metazoa; Chordata; Actinopteri; Osteoglossiformes; Mormyridae
Product: cysteine and tyrosine-rich protein 1-like
Exons: 4
Coding region: 364-843 (159 amino acids)
Source: RefSeq, a predicted model, not a curated record
CCAACACAGUCUUUCCAGCAGAAACGCGUUCACCUCCUACGAAGACGGACGAGGUAAUUUGAGAAAACAGCGACAGGGGGAGGAUGCAAGCUGAAACAGAAGCUAAACUGGGAACAAAGAAACGGGAGCAGCUCUAUUUGAUGUGAACACGAGGGAGCUUUUUGGACUUGGGGGGGGGGAAAAGUUCUACAACGGGCUACUAAGUAGGAGCUUUCCUGGAAAAAAAAAACCGAUAAACGCCCUUUCCAAAUAGUCAAUCGACUGGAAAUGAGCGAUUAUGAAUCGCUAAUGGGAUAAAGAUGGAAUUGCCAGAGAGUUGUGGAAAUUAGAAGAAUCUCUGAUGAAAUCCGAAUGGAGUAGAGAAUGAGCAUGGACAGAGCGCGUGUCCCCGGCAUCCAGCCCUGCUGGACCUUCCUCAGGGAUACACUGCUCAUUUGUCUGUUCGUCGGUGGGAGUUUGGCCCAGUGUGAGGACUGCCUGGACUACUGUUGUGAGGGAUCAUCUCCCUUCUGCUGCUCGUACUACGCCUACGUGGGGGAUGUUCUUUCGGGCACAGCUAUUUCAGGGAUCGUGUUCGCUGUUGUUUUUGUCAUGGGUGCUGCGGCUGGCAUUUUCUUAUGCGUGUGCAUGUGUGUGAAAAAUGGGCGUAGUUCCAGAGUAGAUGUCCUCAGAGCUUCCCACAUCAACACCAUCACCCAAGGAUAUCCAGGUCCACCUCCACCUUACACCUACGACUAUGAGAUGUUCCCCCACCAUGUCCCUCCUCCACCCUACACCCCAACCCCACCCAGGAUGACCAGCUACCCUCCUCCUCCUCCUUACCCAGGGCAUACUUGGAAGUAACCAUGCCCCAUCCCAAAGUGCCUCAUAGGUUCUGAAGACCUAUGACUUCUGUGGAAGCAUAGGCUGGCCUAGUUUACAUUGCUGGUUCUCUGUGGCAGCCUUUUAACAUCAAAGAAGCUGUUGCUGCCUAACUCGAAAUAGGGACCUUCUCCGAAGAAACAUGAAUCACUCACGUACUUAUGGUUAAUGCAGGUGUGACUGUGUAGGGCCACACAUUCAGCAAAGAACUGCAGACUUUUAUGUUCACCAGAUUAUUAUACACUACUGGUCAGAAUGCUACACUGAGCCUGGGUGGCAGCUAGAGAGUGAGCCAGAACAUACUACUACACUUUGGUGACUGUGCACUUUCCCCCUGUUGGAUUUAAAGAAAACUCAUUGUUUUCUGUCAUCCUUAUAGCGAAGGAGCUUUUUUUGUGUGUCUAAUGAAUGAAUGUAUAUAAAUCUGUAUGUAUAAAUUGCUCAUAUGAUAAAAUAUUCAGCAAUAAGAUCUAAUUUUAAGUCAUGAAAUAAAGAUCCUGUUGACCAGAA